AUGCAAUCCUCACCGUCACUGAUCGAGCUCGCCAAGAGCAUUUUGGAAGAUGCUCAAACAAUAGAUAGUUUCAUAUCUUCGCAUAACCUUCCCCAGCCCUCUUUUGCCGCGGACGGCGUCAAAGACUUUCCUGUGGGCACCGAGCAUGCCGAUAUCCAUGCCAUCCGGCACCGGCUUAUUGAUGCAACAAAAGAGCUGCGGGACCUUAUUAUCGGUCCUAAGGAUACUAUCAAAUGGAUGAUCAUGAAUGACCACACCCUCGCAGCCAGCCUGCACGCCAUUUCCCACUUCAAGAUCGCCCAGGCUGUUCCAAAGGAGGGAUUGAUCUCUUUCGCCGAACUUGCCCGAGCUACCGGUAUCGCCGAACUAGACGUUGCCCGCUUCGUCCGCCGCACAGCCAUCAACCAUAUCUUCGUUGAGCCGACCCCAGGUCACGUCGCGCACACGGCCACCUCGGCCCUUCUAUCUGCGGACCCCCAGAUGCAGGCCCUAGUUGCUCAUAUGUCCGAAGAGGCCUUUCCCGCGUCAGCUAAGAUCGUAGACGCGCUAGAGAUAUCUACUGGCCGCGGAGAACCGCGCGAGAGUCCCUUUGCAUUGGCCUUCGGGGCAAGCUUUUUUGAACGGAAGGUGGAGCAGCCAGAAACGAUGCAACGGUUUGGGCUUGCGAUGAGCAGCUGGAGCGAAGGGGACGGGACCAGUCAGAUGCGCGAUUGCUACGACUGGGCCUCUCUGCCUGCGGGGGGUAAGGUUGUGGAUAUCGGCGGCGCGAUGGGCCAUAUAUCGCUCGGCAUCGCAGAGAAAUUCGAGAGCUUGGAGUUCGUUGUUGAGGACCUGCCACCAGUGGAGGAGCAGGCGCGUCAUCUAGUAUCCUCGUGUCCAGAGACAAUCUCAAAUAGGGUGAAAUUCUUGCCUCACGAUUUUUUCCAGCCACAACCAGCAGAGGCCCGGGCAGCAGAUGCCUACAUUAUGCGGUAUAUCCUCCACGACUGGUCCGAUACUUACGCCAAGAAGAUUCUCAAGAAUGUCUUCGAGGCGAUGAGGGAGGAUAGCAGACUGAUCAUAGCCGAUGCGGUGAUGCCGCCGGCGGGAGUGAUACCUAAGUGUCAGGAGGAAGUCCUCCGGAGUUUUGACAUCAGCAUGCUUGCGCAAUUGAACUCCCAGGAACGGACACUGGAGAUGUGGAAGGAAUUGAUUGCGGAGUCCGGUGGCGGACGAUGGACUAUCACUGAUAUUGUUAACCCACCGAAGGGCGAAUCUAUUACAAUUCUUGAGGUCAAGUCAGCCUGA
Penicillium riverlandense is the source of this 1287-nucleotide messenger RNA. RefSeq lists its product as uncharacterized. Gene Ontology annotation, molecular function: O-methyltransferase activity. The record is from RefSeq and is a predicted model, not a curated record. Bases 1 to 1287 code for a protein of 428 amino acids. The transcript is spliced from 3 exons. Lineage: Eukaryota; Fungi; Ascomycota; Eurotiomycetes; Eurotiales; Aspergillaceae.